This is a messenger RNA of Aspergillus nomiae NRRL 13137, 1275 nucleotides long. RefSeq names its product protein kinase domain protein. Gene Ontology annotation, molecular function: ATP binding; protein kinase activity. The record is from RefSeq and is a predicted model, not a curated record. Bases 1 to 1275 code for a protein of 424 amino acids. The transcript has a single exon. Gene Ontology annotation, biological process: regulation of mRNA processing; spliceosomal complex assembly; protein phosphorylation. NCBI's taxonomy places the organism in Eukaryota, Fungi, Ascomycota, Eurotiomycetes, Eurotiales, Aspergillaceae.
AUGGGGUCAACCAUGGAAACAACUCGUGUCCUCUACGAACCUAUUGAAGAUGUGGAAAUAAUGGAAUAUUACCAGGCAGGGGGCUAUCAUCCAGUAACAAUUGGGGACCGUUUCCGCAAUCGCUAUCGGAUAGUCCAUAAACUCGGCCAUGGUACAUACUCGACGAUUUGGCUGGCUCGAGACGAGAUAUCCAACAAAUAUGUUGCAGUCAAAGUCUGUACAGCAGAUUCGAACCCCUCCGAGAACAACGUGCUGCGCAAACUAUCGGAAACCCACCAGUUAUCAGACAUAGACAAGUCUAUGAUUCCUUCAAUCUGGGAUAGGUUCAACAUUGAAGGCCCUAACGGCAACCAUGUCUGUUUGGUAACUAGCCCAGCAAGAAUGAGCAUCUCCGAUGCAAAGAAUGCAUCAUGGGUCAGCCUUUUCCAGGUUGAGGUAGCCCGGGCAAUAGCAGCGCAGCUUGUGAUGGCGAUCCAGUAUAUCCAUUCAGCGGGAUAUGUCCAUGGAGACCUUCAUCGUGGAAAUAUUCUGCUCCAGCUAUCCCGCCAAUUCGAUCAGCUAUCUGCUGAAAUGUUAUAUGAGCAGUAUGGAGAGCCGGUACUCGAGCCAGUCAAUCGAUUAGAUGGCCAAAAACUCCCACCGGGGGUCCCAGAUUAUGGUGUUUUACCUGUCUGGCUCGGGGAAGCGAGUGAAAAUGUAACACUCCCAGAAGCCAAGAUUCGUGUUUCAGACUUUGGUGAAGCAUUUUCUCCAGUGAAAGAAAAGAGAUUCGAGUCCCGUACACCUCUUCUGGUCAGCCCCCCGGAGGCCCGAUUUGAGCCAAAUGAGCCUCUUACCUUUCCAUCCGAUAUUUGGACACUUGCCUGUACCAUCUGGGAUAUUAUUGCCCAAAGAUCACUAUUCGAAGGCUUCCUAACGAACGAAGAUGACAUGACUCGCCAACAGAUCGGAUCACUGGGCCCGUUGCCAGCUGAAUGGUGGAGAAAGUGGGAGGCAGGUCGAGUCGAGUUCACCAAGCGUGGAGAGCCAAUUGACCGACUCAAAUCCGUGAAUCAGUCAUGGGAGGAUCGCUUUGAAACAAGCGUACAGCGACCGCGGAUAGAGGAGGGGAUGCUUCCACUUGAACCAAGCGAACGUGAUGCUCUGUUGUCAAUGUUGCGCUCCAUGCUUUCCUUCAGGCCAGAGGAUCGCCCCUCUGCUCAGCAGGUUCUUGGGUCUAAAUGGAUGGUCAAAUGGGCUCUGCCCGAGUUUGAGAAGAUUCACAUGACUCUAUAA